AUGUAUACCUACCAUGGCGUGCCCUCUAACGACAUCCCACACUUCAUGUAUACCUACCAUGGCGUGCCCUCUAGCGACAUCCCACACUUCAUGUAUACCUACCAUGGCGUGCCCCCUAACGACAUCACACACUUCAUGUAUACCUACCAUGACGUGCCCUCUAGCGACAUCCUACACUUCAUGUAUACCUACCAUGGCGUACCCUCUAACGACAUCUCAUUCUUUAUAUAUGCCCACCAUGGCCUGCCCUCUAACGACAUCCCACACUUCAUGUAUACCUACCAUGGCGUGCCCCCUAACGACAUCAGACACUUCAGGUAUACCUACCAUGGCGUGCCCUCUAACGACAUCCCACACUUCAUGUAUACCUACCAUGGCGUGCCCUCUAACGACAUCCCACACUUCAUGUAUACCUACCAUGGCGUGCCCUCUAACGACAUCCCAUACUUCAUGUAUACCUACCAUGGCGUGCCCUCUAACGACAUCCCACACUUCAUGUAUACCUACCAUGGCGUACCCUCUAACGACAUCCCACACUUCAUGUAUACCUACCAUGGCGUGCCCUCUAACGGCAUCACACACUUCAUGUGUACCUACCAUGGCGUGCCCUCUAACGACAUCCCACACUUCAUGUAUACCUACCAUGACGUGCCUUCUAACGACAUCCCACACUUCAUGUAUACCUACCAUGGCGUACCCUCUAGCGACAUCCCACACUUCAUGUAUACCUACCAUGGCGUAGCCUCUAACGACAUCCCACACUUCAUGUAUACCUACCAUGGCGUAGCCUCUAACGACAUCACACACUUCAUGUGUACCUACCAUGGCGUACCCUCUAUGCGGCUCAUAUUUCGGCGAAAUAUUGCUUUUCUUUAG
This is a messenger RNA of Nematostella vectensis (starlet sea anemone), 876 nucleotides long. RefSeq lists its product as uncharacterized. The transcript has a single exon. The record is from RefSeq and is a predicted model, not a curated record. NCBI's taxonomy places the organism in Eukaryota, Metazoa, Cnidaria, Anthozoa, Actiniaria, Edwardsiidae. The coding region runs from base 1 to 876 and encodes 291 amino acids.